Messenger RNA from Sparassis crispa, 3186 nucleotides. RefSeq lists its product with no specific name. NCBI's taxonomy places the organism in Eukaryota, Fungi, Basidiomycota, Agaricomycetes, Polyporales, Sparassidaceae. Gene Ontology annotation, biological process: protein phosphorylation; regulation of MAPK cascade; intracellular signal transduction. The record is from RefSeq and is a predicted model, not a curated record. Gene Ontology annotation, molecular function: ATP binding; protein serine/threonine kinase activity; protein tyrosine kinase activity. The coding region runs from base 1 to 3186 and encodes 1061 amino acids. Gene Ontology annotation, cellular component: cytoplasm. The transcript has 8 exons.
AUGGCUACAUCCUCCAGCAGGCAGAAUUCAAGGUUCUCCACCCUCAAGGUCUUCAAGUUCCCCGCCGUGUCCAAACCGCCCCCCCUCCCGCCCAAGGACACAUACUAUCAGCCCAAUCCUUCUCUGCCCUCCCUCAACCACACUCUCUCCCCGGACUCCUCGUCUUCUCAUCCUAGUACUCCUAUUUCCCCUAGGUAUAUGGGCCUCGUCAGAAGCCCCUCCCCCAGCCCAUCCUAUGCUCCCAGUCGCGUGACAAUGUCUCCUCCAUCCUCCUCCUCAUCGCUUUCCCCCGACUCUGCAGGCUCUCGCAGAGGGUUGUUCAAGUUUGCAUCUCUUGUGAAACGCCCCAAGACACCGAAGUCGACCGAAUCUGCGAGCGCAGAUGCACCACCGCCGGACCCGAAUGGAGACCCUUCUAUCUCGAUGCCGUGGAACUUCCAGCAUAAUUUGCAUGUAGACGAAGGCUACUUUGGUCUGCCGCCGACAUGGUCAGCAUCUCUAGCCAACCUGGGAUACAGCCCAGAAGAGAUUGCAACCAUCAAUUCCCGACGCGCUGCAGCUCGCUCACCUCAUACGCAGUCUAUAUAUUUGUUGAGUAGAGCGGGUAACUCAGACUCCGCCAGCGCCACAUACUCGUCGGUGCACCAUCUCCCUCGCGCGACUUCCCCCCCUCGUUCCGACGCCUCUGCAUCGCAGCCUUCUCUGUUGAUAAACAGCGCGUCGCGUACUCAUUCGCGCAACGCGUCGGGCGCCUCGCGGCAGUAUUCCGAAGCUUCUUCCUUCGAAGUUAUUCCGCCUGAUGUGAUGGCUCGUACCCCCCCUCAGUUCACAAGACGAACAAUGACGCCGGUCCAAGCACCACCACCGGACACCUCGUCCGAUUCUGCCUCUGCAAGAGAGUCCACCCACACGAGGAAUUCUGCACAGCGAACGCCUCCGAGACGAGCGUUCCAUGUGGCGAAUGGCUCUCUGGACACCCAGUCCUCUCCUCCUCCAGCGUACAAUUCUGUCAAGAAGAGCACGCAUCUGGAUGGUAUCAACGAAGAUACGCAUCCUGUUGCGUCGACCUCGUAUCCACGAGAGAAGAAAGCAGGGCACAGCGAACAGCGCAACUUUGAGGAGAAAGACACACUGGAGGCCUCGUCAUCCGCGCGGUCAGCUGCACCUCCACGUCUCUCGUUGGAUAAGGACACUUUGAGUGAUCUAUCAAGCUGGACAGAGUCGCUCUUUUCUUCCAUCCCAUCCGCCGUCUCCGAGGAGCCACUCUCACAUACUUUCCAGCCAAUACCGACCAUCUCAAUAUCAUCUAAUCCUAUCAGUCCCCCAGCACCGUAUUCUUCAGCGAAGAGCGGCGCGGCGGCGCGUUCGUUCUCCCUCGAACGCACGAUACCCCCACAAAAGCCGAUACCCCUGCAUCAGCUACCCAGCCGUACUAUAGCGGCCCCCUCAACCUCCAACACUCCACCAUCCUCCGCGAACACGACGAACCCGCUAUGGCACGAGGUCAUGGACAUGGUCCGCACACCGACUGAACCAGCGUUGACGCCCAGUUCAGCGCCCAGGUCGUCUCCUCUCACCACCUCCUUCGCAACACCAGUCACCCCUAUCACGCCCCCCAAGCCCAGGCUCCUCCGGGAACAUAGCACAGAUAAUCUCCACACGGACGAAAUGGGCGCCGCACGCGAGAAGGACAACCGAGAUUCGGACCUUUCCACGAUGACCAUCGGGCCCGCUACCAUCGUCUGUGCCGCCGUCGCACGGAGUGCGCGAGCGAACAUGGUCCCGUCGCCAGUGGCUUCGCCCGUCGUUGAUGAGAGCCAGUCCACACUGGCCGCAUCGAUGGGCGCGGAAGAUGCGGAGGACGCGACUGCAGCGCGCUCUCCCACACCCAACAGCUCGAAGUCACGUUCGAGCGGGUCGAGUGUGUCAAUGACCAUGUCAGUGUCGACCGUCGUCUCCGGCAGCGAGUCCUCUUCGUCCACCUCAUGUAGGCACGUAGCCACACCCUCAGAAAAGGACUGGGCUCCCGGCAGGUUGGCGAAGCCGGAUGGGGCGGCGUUCGUCCCGGGCGAGAUCUCUAUCACGGCCGUGGAAGAUGACGAUGGCGUGAUCGGCGACAAGGUGACGCGAAGACCGUCUGUCGCCGUCGCUACGCCGCCGUCGCCUGUGUGGACACCGAACGCAGCGAGCGUCGCGUCGCCUGCGACCCCGGCGCCACGGUACCCUGGGUGGGUAUCGGAGGUCGUGGCGCCCCUACAGGACUUCAUCGACGAGGCGUCGGACCCGCGUGAGCUUUACACGGAUCUGCAGGAAAUCGGUGAGGGUAGCAGUGGAUCGGUGUACGCCGCGCGCGUCCUUGCCUCUAGCCCGGGCGAGCCGCCGUAUGUCGCGAUUAAAAACAUCCCCCUCCUGCCAUCUGGUGUGCCGAAGCUGGAGGACCUGCAGCGUGAACUAACGCUAAUGAAGGGCGUCAGGCACCCGCACAUAUUGUCGAUGGAUGCGGGGUAUGUGGACGUCGUGGAGGACUCGCUCUGGUUGCGGAUGGACCUCAUGGAGCGUAGUUUGGCGGACGUGGUGGUGCUUGUGGCAGAGGGUAUUGUCGUGCAGGAGAAGCCGAUAGCUCAGUUCGCCAGCGACGUGUUGUCGGCGCUGAGCUUCCUGCAAUCACUGGGCAUCGCGCACAGGGAUUUGCGUUCGGACAACCUUCUCGUUGGCAGAGACGGCGUGGUGAAGAUUGCGGACUUCUCGAGUGCCGUGCAAGUUUCGAGGGAUCAGCCAAUGCGCACUGAUCUAGCGGGUGUUAUUUAUUGGCAGCCACCUGAAAUAAGAAGGGGAUCAUACAACGCCUUGAAGGUUGAUGUCUGGUCACUGGGUGCGACUGUCUGGGAGAUGGCCGAGGCGGAGCCGCCAUUCUUUGGGAUUGAGGACCCUCGACAGCUGGCCGAUCGAUGGCCUCCGUUACGCCAGCCCGAAAUAUAUUCACGAUCUUUUCACGAUUUUUUGCAUCAAUGUUCUCAACCUAACUCGUUACGACCAGAUCCAGACACACUGUCGAAGAUGCCAUUCAUCCGAAACGCCAACGGACGACCAGCUGUCAUCAAGCUGCUCUCAGAAUGCAGGGCCGUCGAGGAACGAAUAGCACGGCGGCAGAGCACCGACUCUGAUGGGACUGUUUCUUUGCCAUAA